Molecule: messenger RNA, 2340 nt
Organism: Marasmius oreades (fairy-ring Marasmius)
Lineage: Eukaryota; Fungi; Basidiomycota; Agaricomycetes; Agaricales; Marasmiaceae
Exons: 4
Coding region: 94-2340 (748 amino acids)
Biological process (GO): ribosome disassembly; mitochondrial translation
Cellular component (GO): mitochondrion
Molecular function (GO): GTP binding; GTPase activity
Source: RefSeq, a predicted model, not a curated record
CUUGCAUGCAGACCUUUGUCGAGGAAAAAUGUCGUCGAGCAGCUGAAACGGGGUUUCGCAACUUUCAAAUAUGACCCAAGCAAAAUCAGGAAUAUGGCUCUAGUAGCCCACAUUGACUCUGGCAAAACGACUCUUACCGAGUCGAUCCUCUUCAAGUCUUCGUAUUUGGUUUCAUCAGGCUCGGUUGAUACAGGAAGUACCACCACGGACUUCCUUCCCGCUGAGCGCGAGCGGGGUAUUACCAUUCAGUCCGCAAGUGUUCCGGUAAAAUGGAAAUCAUGGAUGUUCAAUCUCAUAGACACACCUGGUCAUGCAGAUUUCGGAAUGGAAGUUGAAAGUGCCAGCCGUGUGGUCGAUGGUGCCGUGGUCCUUAUAGACACUGUCGAAGGGGUGGAAGCUCAAACUAAAGGAGUUUGGCGCCAGCUAGAGAGGUAUGGCGUACCCACACGUAUGAUGUUUCUGAAUAAACUGGACCGGCCUGGUGCAUCCUUCCGGUCUUCUCUCUUGUCCUUGUUGACACAUCGACUGCAUCCCAACCCAAUGGCCCUGACCCUUCCAGUCGCGUCCUUCAAUCCAGCCGAUUAUUCGAAUGCAGAACCUGGAAUACAGGGCGUUGUUGAUCUGAUCAAUUGGGAGGUAUGGAGUUGGGACCAAGAUGAUCAUGUCACUCGAAGUCCUCUUCCUCGUGACACUACUGAGCUUUCAAGUUCUGACGUCUUUUCUCCCGGCCAUCCAAUCGUCCCUCAUUUACCGGUUGCUCGAAGCCAAUUACUUGAGAACCUUUCCAUGUUCUCUGAAGAGCUAAUGGAGACUUUACUGUCGCUGGAGUCUGGGCCCUCAUCAUAUCUGAGCCUUGAAGCUCCUCAAAUUCUUCCUCACCUUCGCAAAUGCGCCCUUGAAAACCAGAUUCUCCCCGUCGUGUGCGGGUCUGCUAUUAGAAAUAUUGGUACCGAAAUUCUCAUGAACUACGUCGGAGAAUUGUUUGCUAGCCCCCUUGACAUACCUCACGACCAGUCGAAGAAUGCACCUCUUCGCCUUCUAGCUUGGAAAGUUGGUUGGGACAAGAGGAAAGGUUGGAUGACCUACGUGCGUGUGUAUUCAGGUUCCCUGAAGAAGCAAAGCGUGGUUUUCAAUGCAAGUAGAAAUCAGAAAGAGAAGGUGUCUAAGCUUCUCCUCCUUUAUGCCUCAGAAGCCGAGGAGGUUGACGAGCUGCCUUUUGGCUCGGUCGGCGUAGUCUUGGGUCUUAAAUACACUCGAACGGGAGAUAUGCUUGUGUCUUUCGGUGCUCCUUCACCACCUCAAACAAGUUCAAUGAACAUUGUACCUCCUCCGGCGGUCAUAUCAUCUUCUAUCAUUCCCCACUCCCAUUCAGAUCUUAAGCCAGUACAAGAAGCUCUGGAAUCCCUUUCUCGAACCGACCCAUCAGUUCGGGUGGAUAUGCAAGAAGGGCAGAUCCUGGUUCAUGGCUUGGGUGCCUUGCAUCUGGAAAUUGUCGAGGGGAGACUGAGGGAUGAGUGGCAAGCUCAGUUUGAGAUCGGAAAACGCCGCGUUUCAUACCGUGAGGGUUUAGGUCCUUUCCAUUUCAAAAAUGGUCAAAUGGAGACCAUAGAGGUUGCGGGAAGUUCUGCCUCUAUUUCGUUCGAUAUUAGGCCGUUGGAGGAAAAUGAAGCAGGGAACCCUCUUUGGGACGACAAUGUAGUUGUUGAUAAACAAGGAAACCCCAUAUCUUCACCCGAAUCUUCCUCGACAACAGCUGAGUCAUGUAUAGCCGCCGGGAUUUCUAGUGCGCUAUCUAAUUCCCCUCAUUCCUCGCUGCCGAUGUCUCGUGUGCACGUACAAAUCACAGGAUACUCUCAACCGUCGACAAUAUCAGUCUUAACUGGCGUUGCUGCCAUGAUUCUCAGAAAACGGCUUCAAAAAGCGGGUCCAGGACCAGUUAUGGAACCUUACUUCUUUUUCAGAGUAACAUUGCCCGAGGCUUCCUUAGGACAGGUUGUUAAGGACCUGACCGAACACGGUGCUGAGUUGCAGGUCCUAGCGGACAGCGGCUCUUCUCUCGACGUUGGAGAGUUUGGAGGCUACACAGAGGAGGGAAAUUAUAUUCCGCCCGAGUGGAUGUCACCUUCAGCUUCGACCUCUUCCCUCAAGGGAUUGAAAGCUGCACCCCAACUGAAGCGGUCGAUUCAAGCUAUCGCACCCUUGAGCCGUAUGCUGGACUACAAUAACCGCUUGCGCGCGCUUUCCGGCGGACAUGGUCAGUUUGAAAUGAUGAACGCUGGAUUCCGCGUAGUGUCAGAAGCUCGUAGAACGGAAAUACUCCGGGAGAUUGGUAGAGCUUAG